AACCAAUACACUUCGUGUUCCCGCAGAAUAAUAAACAAGGGACUUCUCUACUGUUUGGCAUUUCGUCUAUUGUUCUGCCGCUUCUAUUGAUGUCUCUCUGAACAAAAGGCUGGUUGGGGGUCCCCGCGCGCUGAUUGGUUGCCGAGCAGACGCCAACGAGCUCCGCCGCCUGGACCGCCACGGCAGAUGGACUUGCUCUAUCCGAGUCGUAGUCCUUUCAAGUAGGCACAGCGACUGACGUGGACCCGGAGGUGAACGAAACGAGGGGCGAUUCACGUUCGGUUUGGCCGGCGACUCUCACCGAAACGUCUGAGGGAGAGAACCGGAACCGAGCCCGUUGACGCCUCGUUGUUCGGGCCCUCUGAUCAUGGAUGGCACUCGUAGUGGAGUUCAGGUUGGAGAAAACAAGUUCAUCAGCAAGGCAACCAUCCUCUCGCAUCUGAAAACAUACAACAUUUACUAUGAAGGACAGAAUCUACAACUCCGGCACAGAGAGGAAGAGGGGGAGCUGAUUGUUGAGGGCCUGUUGAACAUCUUUUGGGGUCUCCGGCGACCAAUCAGGCUUCAGAUGCAGGAUGACCACGAGCGCAUCCGACCGCCUCCUUCCUCCACAUCCUGGCACUCGGGUUGCAUUCUGGACAGUCAAGGUUCCCCAAACAGCACAGAUGGUCAACAAGCACCUCAGGCAGCUCCGCCGAUGGUGCAGGUGACGCCGCCAGACAACCAAUCAGAAGACAACGGCGUGAUGGAGCAACACACGGAAGAGGACAGUGAGAAUUCUGCUCAACUCCUCAGAACGAAGAGUGACGCCGGGGUACUAAGGCGAGUCCACCGCCGCUCCCCUAGCGACCAGAGGAAGAUCCGUCGCCAUCGCUUCUCCAUCAACGGUCACUUCUACAACCACAAAACUGCUGUGUUCACGCCCGCUUUUGGGUCAGUGACCAAUGUUCGCAUCAACAGCUGCAUGACAACGCCGCAGGUGCUGAGAGUUCUCCUCAACAAGUUUAAGAUUGAAAACAGCCCUGAUGACUUCGCACUCUACCUCGUCCAUGCCAGUGGAGAGCGAGUGAAGCUGAAGCGCAGCGACUUCCCUCUGGUGUUGAGAGUCAUGCAGGGUCCUUGCGAGCAAGUGUGCAAACUCUUCCUCAUGGAGGAGGACUUGGGAGAAGAAGUCACUUAUGACGUGGCGCAGUACAUCAAGUUUGAGAUGCCCGUGCUGCAAAGCUUUAUCAUCAAGCUUAAGGAAGAGGAGGACAGAGAAGUGCAAAAGCUGAGGAGAAGGUACAAUGUCCUUCGCUGCAUCAUAGAGAAGCAACUGGGCUGCCUGCCAGAAGGUCCCGAGUGUAUGUGAAAGCCACAAAAGACACGGAGCGAAGACACCAUCUUGUCGACUCAGACGUCUUCGCCAAACGCACACGGUGCUACCGCACUGAUUGUCUCGAGUCCAUUUAAAGCACAAGCAUCGUUUCAUGUUUUCAGCCAAGUGCCUGCUAAAAACUCACCAAGCACAACAAGUGAUUAGAAAUAUUUUUCCACAUCCAUCCCACAAAAGGAUAUUCAUGUCAUUUAAAAAUGUUCAAAGCACAACAAAAGACUUUGGGGCAUCUAUUUGAAGCCUGGUGCACAACACAAGGCUGCUUGUUCAUGUCUAGAGUGAAUGUGUGUGCUUACACGCACACCAAGACCCUGAGUGGAAGAAGGUCAGGGGUGUCUGUCUAUGAAAUUUAUUUGCCAGCUCCAACAGCGUUAAACACCUUCGUGGUGUUGACUACGCUCGCUGUCACCGCAGGAUGUCUUUUUGUGAUUUGAUAGUUUCUUUUACUGUGUAGAGGCCAUGCAAAAGUGUGUGUCAUUCUGAGAAUGUGCAUGCUUUUUGUUUUGUAUGACUUAAUGGACAAAACUUGGAAAUAUUUGAGUCUUUGACGAGAUAUGAAAUGGGGGGCUGGGGUUGAAUAUGAUUGUAAUUUAAUUAAAAAGUUUUGUGAAAAGAGAGUCCUAUGUGUUGAAUGACUUCCAAUCAUGUUUCAGUCAAAAUGACUUGGAUGUUGAUGGCAGUCAGUGAGUUGGAUCUAAAUUAUGAAAAUUCAAUGACUGCUCCAAUUUAACGUGGGCCUGAUGUAAGAAUGAAGCAAGCCUGCAAGCUGUACUUUGCUCUCCGCUAAUAGAAAGUACUCGCGCAGGAAUAUCCCAUUAGUCUGGCCCACAAUAAGAUUGCCUCAUCGGGCAAUUACAGCAUUAGGUCAAAAUUAGACCACUAGGUGUUGAAGUCUUCACUGUCAGCGGUGCAGCAGAUUACCACUCAGCCAACCAAUGAAGGACUGGAUGGUCUAAAUGCUAAGCGCCCGACCCUGAAACACACUUCACCUGCAGGGAAUACACAUUGUCGUAGUGGUCCAACGAGCGCUUUGAGGCUGUCAGUUUCUUGAGGAGAGAAAGGGGGCUUCAAUUGAGGAGCUUUUCAGUUAUUCCCUAAAGGCCAAACAGGUGAACCAAUCAUGUCCAGGCUAGAAAAAAUCUCCCUGACAGUGACUAUGUGUGCACUACUGUUAUCCGCAUUAACGCCCUGCUUGGAGGCCCGGCGCGGUGGAGGCUACAGGGGGAGUUGGGGUGGAGGCAGGCCAGCCUACAGGCCGGCACCUCCCAGGAGCAGCGGCCCCAGCGCGGGGAAAGUAGCCGGCGCUGCGGCAGCGGGAGCCAUCGGAGGAGCCAUGAUCGGGUCCGCCUUGAGCCGCCCUGGGUAUGGAUAUGGAGGAGGCUACGGCGGGUACGGUGGUUAUGGAGGCUACGGGGGCUACGGAGGAGGUUACGGCUACCCGCGGUAUGGUGGCGGCUACGGAGCCAGGCCUGCGUACGAGCCAGAGGGCUCCGGAGACAUGGAGUAUUACACCGGAGCAUCCAGCGGGCCCAUCUACAACAGUAUCAUUGUUGUCAUCGGCUCACUUCUCUCUCUGCUGCUCAUCAUGUAAAGCCAGGCUGAGGGAAACACAACCUUAAACACGACCCUCGGAACAUUACAACUAUGACUUCACUGGGCUUUGUCCGCACUCUGUACUGACUGAAUUUAAGGACAGGAAGUUGGCACGGGAACCACUUGGCACUAGGAGGGUCGAUUUCCUGGGGUCCAUUUUACAAAGCAGGUUUAUUGGAAACUUGGAGUCUAUUAAACUCUGUAAUAACGGUAAUUCUGUUGCAAAAAGGGUGGUCAUUCAAACCCUAGAAAGAGGGGAAGGCCCAGCCUGUUUAACAAAGUGGUGAAACUAAAUCUCUGGAUCUAACCUGCUCAGGAGCCGUUUUUACUUAACGAACUUCAAUUUCUUCUGUCUCCACCUAUUUCAGAGCCACGUGCCAGUUCACUCCUUAGUCAGCAGGCAAGGUUAGAGGAAUCCUUGUUAAGCCGUCUGUCAUUACAAAUAUCUUUUUUUUUUCUCUGUCAGCACUGGGGAAAAAGGGAUUUGUUGAAUAAACAUAUUUUCCAUGUCAAGUAGUUGCACGAAACAAUUUAUCUGGAGCUUUGAGUGUUUGUCAACAUAAUAAAAAUCACUUCAGAUGAAAUUAUUAGAGCAUCCACCUGAUCCAGUUCAUUCAUGAAUUUCUUUUUUCCAGUGAUGAGGCAAGUAGGUGUUACCAACUUAUUAUACUUGACAUGGCAUGUCCUCUUGUCACCAAUCCUGUGGAUGGAAAAAUGUUCCUUGCCCUGAAAUGCUUUUAACAUGUCCUUGUAGUUUUGCGCUGAUUUAAAUCGGUCAAAGCCGUCAGGGAGGUGUUUUACCAAAUUUCAGAUGUGUAAAUCUGUUACUUUACUGUCACAUUAUCCACUGCUUUCAGAUUGUGAAGACAUUUUUUUUUCUUCUAGGAUUUCCCACUCUCCACCACGUUGAGUUUAUUUUUGUUUGAUUUUAAGGCAUUGCUCAUCGUCCUUUUGUUGUCAUAUGAGCACGUUAAAAUUUCUCAUUCAAUUGGGGCGAAAAACGAAACCAUCUGUUGCCAUUAAUUAUUGAAUCGGAAUUCCAUUGUUAAUGAGUUUAUAUAGCUGGGCUAGACUUCGAGUUGAUUAAAGUGACUCAAAUCAGAUGUGUUGUGUCAAACCAGUUUUCUAUCUAAAAGUAGUUCAACUCAGAGUUCAGUUAGACUCAGAGUUUAUUGAAACUGCUUUGUGAAUAAGACCCCGGGUCAUACUGAUGGACAUUACAGCAGUAGAUUAAAUGAAGCCUGCAACCUAAAUGAUCUUCAAUCCACCAAAUAUUUGUAAUCGUAUAAAACGCUGCAGUAUUUUGUGUUGUAAUCAUCUUGUGUUACAUUGGUGAGCCAAUCAUUUAGUAAUUCAGCUUUUUGUUUCUUUGUUUUUUACAGCCAUUUACUACAAUGCUUUUGUUUUGUUUGUUUAAAGCCUGUGCUGUUUAGCUGCUUGGACAGACAGAUUGGUAGACGUGAAUGCAUUUUAAUGUUGGAAAAGUUUUAAUGUGCCACAGGGGAGUUUCUUUUAUGUUAUUGAUAUUGUGGUGUGGUAUUUUGGCUGGACAGAAGAACACGGAGAAUAGCGACAAGUACGUUAUUGAAUAUGCUACCUAGCUAUGUGUAACAAAAUCAUCACGCGUUCAUUUAUUAAGGGAAGAGUCUGUGAGGAAGAAACUGAUAAGACUGAGAACAGGAAAGGUUACGGUACAACGGGGAAGUGUGAGUGUAUGUGUGUGAGUACCCCAUAUUAAACUAAUCGCCUGUAAUAAUGAGUGAGUUGUCAACCUAAUAGUUACUCUUAUUCUUAAUGCAGCUACAGUAUAACACGAUUUGUGUACAGUGCUUUUUGUUAUCUGUGAUCUCAACGUUGUGGCGACAAAGGUCAUGGUGACAAAUACUUACCUAUUAUAUUUUUGUUCCAUAAUUAAAGACACUACAUCAAGGAAAUUUGACCAGGUAUUUGUUUUUCACAGCUUGUUCACGAAUUUGAACACAAAUACUUACAUAUUGUAUUUUCUUCCAUAACUGAAGACAUUACAUCAAGGAAAUUUGACCAGGUAUUUGUUUUUCACAGCUGGUUCAUGAAUUUGAACACAUGUGAGUUUAAUUUCUAUGAUUUCCUACAGCUUUGACAAAAAAUUUCAAAUAUUUUAUAAUAUAUGUAUCAAAUCUAUAAUAAGUGUAAAUCUGUCUAACAUUCAUUCAAGUGAAACAUUUCUCGCAUUUAUUCAACGUAAAUUUAAAAAUAAUUUCAUUCCAAUGAAUCAAAACCUAAAAUUCCAUAUCGCAUAAAAUUAGAUUGCCAUCACAUCAUAAAAUAAUUAUUAAUUAUGUGUUGAUUGAAAUUAUGAUAUUAUGAUCGGUUUAACCUUUUCGAAGAAGAACUAAAUCUCCCAUGAUGCCUAACGGUAAAACAGCAAUAAUUGCAAUACAAUAUGUCUCGCAUUGUUGAUAUUUAUUUCCUGCUUGUAAUAUCCAAAUAUAGAUUGAGGUGUAUAAGGGAGACAGCUUAUAUUGAACGGGAAAAUUGUAUUUUUCCUGUUUUUUUAAUUUAAAAAAAAUAUAUAUAUAUAUAUAUUAUUCUGUGCGGGUUUUAAACUUUGAAUGGGCUGGAGACUGUCUUUCUCAUCUGGCAACAAGCACUAUUUUUCAAAGACUCGGGGCGGGAGAAAAAUAUAUUAGGCGGAUUGAUGAAAAUUUAGGCUAAUUUUGACAAAACUUUGGCAGUUUCGGAAUGAACUGUUUUGAUUCGUUAAAAAGUUAAAUUUGUAUGUCUAUAUCUUUGAAGUUCAGUUGCGUUUGUACUGAACUGGCAUUUUAGCGCCUCUCAACGCGUGAGCUGUGAACUGCAUUUCAAAAAACAA
This is a messenger RNA of Corythoichthys intestinalis (scribbled pipefish), 5819 nucleotides long. RefSeq names its product Ras association domain family member 2a (gene rassf2a). The coding region runs from base 368 to 1351 and encodes 327 amino acids. The transcript is spliced from 11 exons. The record is from RefSeq and is a predicted model, not a curated record. Gene Ontology annotation, cellular component: cytoplasm; nucleus. Gene Ontology annotation, biological process: positive regulation of protein kinase activity; positive regulation of JNK cascade; regulation of non-canonical NF-kappaB signal transduction. Lineage: Eukaryota; Metazoa; Chordata; Actinopteri; Syngnathiformes; Syngnathidae.